GAUUCCUAACCUGCAAUUCCCUAUUUUACCCCAUCGAACACGCCAGGAGGAUCUUUCGUCCCUUCGCUCGUCUCUCCGGUGCGAUACCCCAGCAAGCGACGCGCCCCCAGCGCCCGUGCCCUGCCCUGCCUCCGCCCCACUACGCGCGCGCGGCCCUCCCUCCGCCCCAGUCCCUCCGCGAUCCCGGCAGAGUCGGCGCCGGCGGGCCAGUCUUAGCUCCCGCCGCUCCGUCUGCCCCUGCCUCCACCCCACUGUGCCCGCCCCCUCCGUCGUCGACCUUGCGUGCGCCGGCUUAAGCUUUGAUGAUUGCUUCACAAGGAUGAGAUGGCGUCCCGUACAAAGUUAUCUGGUAUCCAGAGGCAGGCCUUGGCAUUAUACAGAGGGUUCCUUCGGACAGCACGGCUCAAGUCCCCGGAGGAGCGCCGCAGGAUCGAGUCUGUUGUCUCAGCAGAGUUCCGUGAGAAUGCCAAGAGUGUAGAUCGCAGGAACUUUGUGUACAUUGAGUAUUUGAUGAGGAGAGGGAAGCGGCAGCUCGAUCAGCUCAAGAAUCCUGAUAUUACUGGACUUUCUACACUUGAAAUAAAUAAGGCCUCUUCUAUUCCAGAACAACGUGUCGAGCAUGAUCUUGGUGUUUCUACUGGGAGACAGUAAAACAAGAAGAGCUUCCUUUUAAUGGUGUUUGACAUAAAAAUGGCCGCAUAUGAAAGCUCUUUAUGAUGUAACUUCUCUGGAGCACCUUCAUUUUCCCAUAGGAAUCUCUAGAUGAAUUUCGUAACAUCUUAUUGCCCUCUGGAUAUUAGAAGUGUGGUUCAUGUAUGAAUUCUUUUGGUCACCAAGAUCAACUGGACCAGAGUUUAUUGUCAAAGAGCACUUACAUUGGAGCUCUAUACUGUCUAAACGACUAAACCAUGCGGUUUAAAUUCAGCAAUGGUGUUACUUUUUAUGCAAUGUAAUUCACCCCUAUCUUUUAUAUA
Molecule: messenger RNA, 974 nt
Organism: Aegilops tauschii subsp. strangulata
Lineage: Eukaryota; Viridiplantae; Streptophyta; Magnoliopsida; Poales; Poaceae
Product: succinate dehydrogenase assembly factor 1, mitochondrial
Biological process (GO): mitochondrial respiratory chain complex II assembly
Cellular component (GO): mitochondrion
Source: RefSeq, a predicted model, not a curated record